Messenger RNA from Melanotaenia boesemani (Boeseman's rainbowfish), 1670 nucleotides. Its product is annotated as sialomucin core protein 24-like. The transcript has 4 exons. The coding region runs from base 128 to 886 and encodes 252 amino acids. Lineage: Eukaryota; Metazoa; Chordata; Actinopteri; Atheriniformes; Melanotaeniidae. The record is from RefSeq and is a predicted model, not a curated record.
GACUUUGGCCGUUCCUGCAUUUGUACAGAGUUUACAGUCAGCCGUGUCAUGGAGGAAGACCUAAUGCCAAGCAAGUGAACCAAACUUUUAGCUUUCACUCGUUCUUAAAAACAAGGGCUUAAUAACCAUGGAUACAAUCUUUACUCCCCUGGCUUGCUGCCUUCUGGUGCUUUUUUUGCCAGCUACACAAAUGGAAAACCAGAACUUGACUACUACAACUCCAUCACCUGGCCUAAACCUGAGCCUAGAUACUACAGUGUCAGCAACAUCAAAUUCUGAUGUACCUGUAACUGUUUUCUCUAACUCGACGGAACACAUAACACAAGAUACCAGCACAAAAGUGGAUGAUGGAAAAUCCAACACAACUGCCACCACAAAGAGCACAAGCCAGCAUCAGACAUCUCAGGCAGCUACUAGCCUGGCAACUCUAACAAACACAACCCUGAAGACAACACAGAGCACUCCAACUCCUGCAUUUACUACACUGACAACACAUGCAAUCCAUACCACAAGUUACAUAAGUACACCUGAUUGGUCAAGAACAACUGAAAAUCCACCUUACAGCUUCAGUACAAUCACAGAAUCAGUGCACAGAACCACACAUAGUGUGCAUCUUAAUGUACCUGAAAAAAGCAUGACAAUUAUCUUCAGUGCUGUGCUGGCACUUUUUGUUGUGGCACUGCUUAUUAUCAUGCUUCAUAGAUGCAAACAUAAAAUCCAGUACUUGCACCAACCUCUCAACGAUACAGAGGACACAGGUGGAUUCAUGGCAGACGAAGACACACUUGUCAUUUCUGGAGGACUCUAUGAUGGCCAUCCCAUCUACGAUAAUGUACCACCAGUUCCUGCAGACCAGUCUCAAUUUCGUCUUGAGUUCCUUCAUUAAUGACACAUCUCUUCUUUCGGUUCAAAGUGCCAUUACCAUGCAUGGAAAAAACAAAUUGUCCUUAUCCAAUUAUUGUGAUUUCAAGACUGAAAAUUCAACAUUCUGUAGAAUAAAUUCUUCACAUGAAAAUCAUGGCAGUACAAGGAAGAACAAUGCUGUUGAUUUUAAAGCAUCCUUUAUUUGUAAAAUUGUAAAUAAGAGAAUAAAUUAAUAUAGUCAGACAGAACUAUAUGUUGAACAAUAUGAACAUCUGGAAAAUAAAUUCAAUGUCAUGUGAACACCUGUAAAGAUAUGUUUUACAUAUAAAUGCAAUACAACAAACUGACAUUUCUGCAAACCUUAAAAGACAUAGAUGGUGACUGUAUUCACUUAAAAGUUCAACUCAAAAGGAAAAAACAAACUUGCUAAAAACAGCUUAAAUUUAAACUCUGAAAUUGCUGAAAAACUACAUAACUGACCCAUGCUAAUGAACGCUUUUGCAUGCAAGUUCAAAAAGUUUUCCUCUCAGUAUCAUAAAUUAUAUUAUAUCCCACCACCUCUAACAAUGUACUUUAAUCACUGAACACACCUAUAUCUUUCAAAUAUUGUUAAUAUCACAGUUUAUCUGACCUGUAACAGCAAUAAUUAUGCAAAGAUCUUCUCAUUGGUCUUUUUCUUUUUCUUGUCACAGCCAGUCACAGCAGUCCAUCCGGCAUCUCUCAUUCUUUUAAUUGCAGCCAGCUUCAAUGAAUUACCAGGUGAUUUAAGGGCUGCAGGGCUCUGAAGCUGGAAAAGGCAACAAAAA